CAAUUGCACUGAUGUGAUCUAUAAUUAUGAAUAUAUAUAUACCUAUUGACAAAGAGUCAUGAUCAACCACCUGUGAACAUGGUGCAAGUAUAAUCUGUCGAUCAUGAAGUAGAAAGUGUUUAAACAGGAUUAUGUCGGAAUGACUAUAAAUAGUUAUUUUGUGUAUUUUAUAAAUAUAAACAGAAAUAUGACGUAGUUCCUUGGAUAUCCUGUGUUAUGUUUUCCUGUUGCUGAAAACUGAACAAUGAUCGGAGUAACAGCAAUUGACAGCGAGAAUGACGAGUUAGUAAAAGAUCUUGUGGAGAAAUGAAUAUAUUCUAUCGGCUGCAUAUAAAAGUAGAGGAGUUUUUCGGAGGUCUAUUUGAAAGGCAUGGACGUUUUGUUGCCAGACAUCCGUGGGCGGUUAUCAUAGGUGUGGCUAUAAUAGACAUAGGACUCGGUCUCGGUCUUCUGAAGAUCCAGACAGAUAACAGUAUAGAACAGUAUGCCCCAGAAGACAGCACAGCGAGUAAACACAGGGAGGAGGUGUACAGCAUGUUCCCAAAUGUUGACACAGCCAACAACUUUUACCAACAUAGUUUGAUAUCCUACAGCCAUUAUGCUAUAGUUAUUGCUCAAAGAAAAGAUGGAGGCAACAUAAUUGAUUUAUCCAGUUUAAGUGAUGUCGAGGCUCUUUACAAUUACACCGUAUCCAUUUCUAUAGAUUCCAGUGGAUCCACGUACAAGUAUAAUGACGUAUGCGCCCGAAGAUUUUCAUCGUGUGUGAUAGAUGGCAAUUACAUUUUCAGUACUGACUUUAAGAAUGACCUAUCUACCGGAAACAUAUCAUAUCCUUCAUAUACAACUUCAGGUCAGACGUUUAACAUUAGAGACACUUUUGGAAAACCUGUAGCUAUCGGUGGCUUUCUAGAAUCUGCAGUUGCAAUCAGACUUACAUUCUCUGUUGCUGGCAACAGUGUAUCCGAUGACUGGCAAGAUGCGUUUAUAAAGAAAAUGAAGUCCUAUUCUAGCAAUACUCUUAAAAUAGAUUUUGCUCACGGAACCAGUCUUGAUGAAGAACUGAAUGCUAACAUAUCUGGUGAUAUUACCCUUUUUAUAGUGACCUUCAGCUUGAUGAUCACAUUUUCUGGAUUAGUUUUAUUUGGUGGAAAUUCAGUAUCAAAUAGGUGGUUUCUAGGUACAGCAGGGGUUGUUUCAACAGCUCUAGCAAUUGUUGCAGCGUUAGGAUUUGUAUGUCUUUGUGGAGUGUUGUUCGCCAGUAUUGUUGGGACAAUGCCGUUUUUAAUCAUAGGGAUCGGUGUCGACGAUAUGUUUAUUCUUUUGUCUGGUUUAGCACAGACUUCACACAUUGGUGAUAUUGAGACACGUAUUGGCAAGACCAUGCGUACUAGUGGUGUUGCUGUUACCAUCACAUCACUUACUGACGUCAUCGCUUUCUGUGCAGGUGCCUCGUCACUGUUUCCAGCAGUAAAACAUUUCUCCUUAUAUACAGGAACCGCAAUUUUGUUUUGUUAUUUGAAUUAUAUGACGUUUUUCGUUAGCUGUAUGACUCUUAACGAAAGACGAGUUUCACAGAACAGACAUUUCUUUACAUGUCGACGGGUUAAAACUAAAGAUAAAAUGAUUGAAGAAAGUAAAUCAAAGGCUUUAAUUCUAUGCUGUGCUGGAUCACCAUCAAAACAUCGAGAUGAAGUUGAAGGUCCGAUUGAAAAAUAUCCUAAAAUGCUCCUAAAGAAAAUUCUGCGGUUUACUCCUGCAAAAAUUAUCAUUUUACUUCUAUUUGCUGGCUUUGUAGGAGUAUCAAUAUAUGGAGCAGUCCAUUUCAAAGAAGGGUUAGAUUUAAAAGAUUUAGUGUCAUCAGACUCUUACUUCUACAGUUUCCAGGAAUCUCUAACGUCUUUCUAUGACCAAGGUAUAACUAUCGGUUUGUAUGUAAAAUCAGAUGUUGAUUACAGAUCGAGUGAGACACUGGAUGCUUUAAAUAGUUUACGGGACACUUUUCAGAAAGUUCCUGAUAUAAGCGACACAUUUUUCUUAUCAUGGUUACAUGCCUAUAUUAGUUCAACACACUUCGAUAAUUCAUCGAAUUCGAAUUUUGUAGCUGGGUUCCAGGCUUUUUCAGGAACAAUAGAAGGAAAUAUGUAUCUCAACGAUGUUACUUUUGACAAUGGGAAUAUAUCCGCUUCUCGAUUCCAUAUUUUAACUGAAAGUAUUGCAUCGUCCGGUGGUCAAGGUGACAUGAUGUUACGGGUACGAGAUAUCGCAUCUAAUUCACCGUUACCGGUUUUCCCCUACGCGGGAACAUUUAUUUACAUGGAAGGAUUUGUUGCAAUAUACUCCCAAACAUUACAAACUAUAGGUAUUUGCGUUGCUGCAGUUUUUGUUGUCACCUCCAUAUUCCUGCCACUACCGGUGAUGAUCAUUUUCAUUACAAUAACUGUCAUACUAAUUAUGGUAUCUAUUUUAGGCUUUAUGCAUUUUUGGGAACUGACUCUUAGUUCUGUAACAAUGAUUCACAUUAUCAUGUGCAUUGGAUUUUGUGUAGACUUUGCUACCCAUAUUUGUCAUGCGUUUGUACAGGCAAAAAGCACAAAUCGAGACGACCGAGUAGGUAUGGCCUUAGACACAGCUGGAGGUCCAAUUUUGAAUGGUGCUCUUUCAACAAUUAUAGGGGUUAUAAUGCUUGCUCCGUCCAAGUCGUUUAUCUUUUUCUCAUUUUUUAAGGUCAUGCUCAUGGUUAUGUUAUUUGGUCUGAUUUAUUCAAUUAUUCUUCUGCCAGUUUUACUUUCCUUUUUCGGACCAAAAUAUGUGUCAACACAAUCUGAGAAAAAGGAAGAGAGGUCAGUAGAUACUGAGAAUGGAAUUAUAAGAAAUUCAAAGUCUUCAAAUGGUACCGAACAUUCAAAAGAUACAUUUAUAAGGAAGAAAGAAUCAACAACUAGUCAAGGGGUAAAUACAGAUGAAGAUUCUAGAAACAAGAAAAAGAAGAAAAAGAAAAAGAGAAAGAAAAGUAGACAUCACGAGGAAGAUCAAACUGAAGAGGAAGAAAAAAGGAAUGAAAGUAGUCGGAUGACAACAAGGGACUUGCCGCCUAUAAAGUUUAAAUCGAAAAUUGAAAUUUCUCAUUCAAACAGAUCCUACAUACAUGAUUAACCUGUAAUAUGAAGUUCAAAGUAUUAGAAUUUUUUAGGCUUUAAGAUCCUUUCGUACAAACUUCAGUGUUUAAAAUUAACAGUUUAAGACCAUACUUUUACAUACAGUACACAGUAAAGAAAACUUUAUUUUGUUAAAGAUUGUGUUUUUGUUGUGCGGUGUUGUCUCAACUCUCGUGUACGUAAACCCCAUAUCAACUUUUAUUCAUAUUUUGAAUUUAAAUCGACUUUAAUAUCCUGAAAUAUUUGACUCCAUGUUAAGGUUUCAAUUGUAUAAAAUGUACUGACCACAUGCUACUUUUUCAAUUGUAGUUUAUCGGGAGGGUGUAAUAGAAACACGUUUGUGCUGAGUACGUGCGAAGCUUUUGUUCAAUGUUCAUCUUACGCACAAUCAACCCAAUAGGAUUAUAAGAUAUUAUACAAGAAGCAUAAAUACUACUUUAGUUUCUAUGUGACUCUAACAAAAGAGAAUUCAAAACCCACUUAGGUCGUCAAUAUAAAAAAGAAGACUGAUGUGGUAUGAUUGCCAAUGAGACAACUAUCCACAAAAAGACCAACAUGUCACAGACAUUAACAACUAUAGGUCACCGUACGGCCUUCAAAAAUGAGCAAAGCCCAUACCGCAUAGUCAGCUAUAAAAGGCCCCGAUAAGACAAUGUAAAAAACAAUUCAAACGAGAAAACUAACGGAAUUAUUUAUGUAAAAAACUGAACGAAAAACAAAUAUGCAACACAUAAACAAACGACAACCACUGAAUAUACAGGCUCCUGACUUGGGACAGGCAAAUACAUAAAUAAUGUGGCGGAGUUGAACAUGUAAGCAGGAUCCCAACCCUCCCCCAAAAUAUAAUUGGUAUAUCAAGUUUGCAUUUCACAUGUUUCAGUUUUGUAGUACAAUGUACUUUUUUUUUUUUUUAUGCAUGUAAUUGCAAUCUGAUUAUUUUACAUUUUUAAUUUUUUAGUUGAGUUAUCCAUUUGUUAUCAUUGUUUAUGGUGAAUGUUUUUAUGUUGAUAAUCAUGCCCAUUGCGAGCCCUCAAUUGGGCGUGCCAAGAUAAAUUCUUUACAACACAAGAAAUGCACCAUAUCAUAUCAUAUAUACAUGUAGUAGCUUCCAAAAGUAGAAAUCAAGUAUACUUGGAGCAUUAAUUUGGAAUUUAUACCUAAUUAACAGAUACAAGUUUCUUUUAGAGGCAAUAAUCGGAUUUGACAAAAAUACAUGAUAGGUCAACUUCAAUUUGGUCAAAGGACAAGAUUUCAAUUAAGGAACUGAAAAUCAAAAUCGUUUUUGCUGUGUUCAGGUGAAAAAAAUACGUCUAACUUGAAUGUUUACAAAUGCAAAAUAUUGUGUUAGUUGGUAAACAAAUAGUUAUUUGAACUAUUAUAAGAACAUUUUCAUUUUCACAGAAUUUUUAGUUUAUAUGCAUGACCUCAGAAACGUUGCGUAUCAUCAUUUUGAUGCAUUGCAUUUGCUUUUGAAAAAGUAAGUUGCAACAAAAGUUUAAAUCGAAAGAAAUUAAAAGUGUGCUUCUUUUAUUGUUGAGAACAUAUAAGUUAUGAAAUCUAGAAUUUGUUUAUAUUAAAUACGUGAUUUUAA
This is a messenger RNA of Mytilus trossulus (common blue mussel), 4746 nucleotides long. RefSeq names its product patched domain-containing protein 3-like. Gene Ontology annotation, cellular component: membrane. The record is from RefSeq and is a predicted model, not a curated record. The transcript has 6 exons. The coding region runs from base 307 to 3153 and encodes 948 amino acids. NCBI's taxonomy places the organism in Eukaryota, Metazoa, Mollusca, Bivalvia, Mytilida, Mytilidae.